UAGAGCUUUUUGUAUAUUUCUUCUGAAACAUAAUGCUAAUUGUAGGCCAAUCAUGUAUCAGUGGGGGUACGUUUGAAAGUGUUGAUUCCCGUCAUUGCUAGGARGAAAAAACUUAUUUUCGACUAAUUUUCAUGGCAGUUUACAAAAACUUAGCACCUCUAGUCAGUAAAUUGGAAUAUUUAGUCAUUUUAUAUGCUUCCCGCACUCUUCCGAUUCAUCAACAGAAAYUAAACUGUAGGUUUGUCGGCCAAAACACGUCUCAGUACCACAAAGUAAACAGGCUCGACUGGAAAGAUCUUUCAUGCGCUAACUGGUGGUAACUGUGACAAGGCGAGCUUUUUAGGCCUCAAGAUGUUUCUGAAAACGUUUAUCGUCGGUUUUGUGGUCAUCAGCUUGUUGAAAACAGAAUUAUGCCAAGGAUCUUCAGCCUUUCUGUUAUACACAAGAGAAGCCUGGCAUUCAGAAAUAAUCUAUAAAGCAAACAUCGACAGCCGUGGUUUAUUAUCUGGUCAGCCAAAAUCAAUAAUCUCAAGAUAUAAUGACAUUUUCGAAGCUGUUACCUACGACCCCAUAAGUGAACGCAUGUAUUGGGUAGAAAGUCCUUCCAUUUUUGGAAGUAAUUACGAGAUCCACAGCUCAUUCCUGAACGGAAGCGACGAAAGAACGGUCAUAACCAACUUGAGAACGGUAGUUGACUUGUCAGUGGACACAGCUGGAAGAAAUUUGUACUGGGCGGACAAAACACGAGGUCGAAUUGAAGUUUCCCGCUUAGAUGGGAGUUUUCGGAAGGUUUUGCUUUAUGUUGCUGCACCGACGUCAAUGGUCCUUGAUUUGAAAACUCGGGUGAUGUUCUGGUCUACAUACAAAAACUAUGUAAUGAAGAUUGAAAAAGCUUCCAUGGAUGGCUCGAACAGAUCUGUAUUCUUCUCCAACUCAUUGCGAAAUAAGCCAACAGGAAUCUCUAUUGAUGUCAAACAACAGAUUUUGUAUUGGGUCGAGCGAAGAGUUCAGAAAAUCCACUAUUUGGACCUCACAAGCUCGAAUAGCCCWGUACGAAGCAUCGCUACAACUARUGGGAAUAAGCCWUUCAGAGUUGCUAAUAUAGGCCAAAGAAUUUACUGGACAGAUCGUGGUAAUAAUUGGGGUCGUGGAAAGAUUGGGAGUUUGAAUACYACUAGCGGAAGYGACAUCAGAAUAAUGUUGAAUAUCAAUACGCCCAGGGAUAUCUACGCUUAUGACCCAAAUCAACCGUACUACAGUAAAACCAAAUGCGGAGUGAAUAAAGGUGGUUGUGAACAUCUUUGUCUGCAAAGCCCUCAAAAAGAUAUGUGUGUUUGCACUCAUGGAAUGAUCCUGAAUGAUGACGGGAAAACAUGUCACUUUAGAGAGUUUUUACUGGCUGCCGACGACCAUUACAAAAAAAUCUUUUACAAAUCUCUUGAUGAUCUUUCCCAUCCAAGGAAAGCCCUUCCUCUUGGACAAACAGGAUACAUCAAUACAGUGGACUAUGAUCCUUUAGAYRAAAAAGUGUAUUGGACRGACAACAAAGGGASAACUUCACGCGCUUAUCUCAACGGUAGCUCCAUAGAAAGGCUCAUUGAUAGCUCUAAAAUGAARCCGAGUGGUCAUGCCAUCGAUGYCAUUGGACGGAAUCUCUAUUGGUAUGAURRSACUAAUCUUAAUAUUGGUGUCAGUAAGCUUGAUGGSAGUUAUACCAAAGCGUUGGUUAAACUUACUAUAAAACCUGUUGCACUGGCUCUUGAUAGUAAGCAUGGAUAUAUCUACUGGGCGCAUUUCCUCGGCAGUCGCAAAAUAACAAUUAAAAGAUCCCAAAUGAAUGGCACCAACCAAGAAGAUGUCAUUGGUACAUGGAGGUCAUCGACACAUGUCAACCAUGUUUGGCUAGCGUUUGAUUCUGAGACCAAUAGACUUUAUUUUCAUGAUGAAUAUGAUAUAUUAUACACGGAUACAAAACCACUUAGUGGUGUGGCUCAUGCUCUCAUCCUUCCAUCUUGGAUAUUUCCAGUCAGUGGGUUGGCUGUGAAGGAGAACUUUCUCUAUUGGGGAGACUUGCUCCAUGAGAAAGUGUAUCGCGUCAAUAAAACAUCACUUAAGAAUAUCAAGUCUGUUGCGAGCGUUAUAGACCCAAUAGAYCUACAUGUGUAUCACAAUUACACUGAUACGCCAGAUGAUUUUCACCCUUGUGCWCAAUACAAUGGAUGGUGUACYCAUCUAUGCUUACUAAAUCCCGAUGGAUAUAGCUGCGUCUGCCCUACAAAUACUGGCUCGCGAAUAUGCUACACAACACCUGUGGUUCCGUCUGUAUCUCGAUCGCGUACMCAUCCUUCGUCGACAUCAACGAUCGUGGCACCACGAUCGUCUUCAGUAACUUCCUCGCCUGCUGUUCAUUUGACUUCUACGUUUCAAGUCGUGUCGCCGUCUUCAAGUACACCUCCAUCGAUACCUCCUGUAAUUUCCUCAGUAUUUGUUGUAGUUGCGUCCUCAUCAAUGCUUCUUUCUUCAUCAGUUCAUACAGCAUCUUCUACUUUUCUCCUUCCUUCCUCUUCUCCACAUCCUUCGUCAUUAAGAGUCUCUAAUCCAUCAACAUCUUCUUUUAUGGAAAUUUCCAGUUCAACCCCAGUGCAGACGUCUUCAGUUCAAGCUAUUGUGUCAUCUUCAUCUCAUCUAUCCUUGCCAGCGCAUAAAACAUACUCUACUCAAGCCUUUCCUUUCUCCUCACCUCAUCCGUCUUCUUUAAGACACACAAUUUCAUCAAUGUCCUCCUCUCUGGURAUUUCCAGUUCAACGCCAUAUCAAAAGUCUUCAUGCAUUCAACUCUUUUCUUCGUCUUCUGAAAUUGCCAGUUCCACCCUUCUACAGCUUUCUUCAUUUGUGUCUUCUUCUCCAUACAUUUCCACGRCAGCUCAGAUCAUGUCUUCUAUUCAACUCCGUCUUUCAUCUUCACCAGUUUUCAGUUCAAUCCAUCAUCAAAUGUCCUCAUUUUCAAAUGUUAUUUCGUCGUCCUCAAAUCUUAUUUCAUCAUCUCAACAACCACACUCCUCACUACAAAUCCACUCUUUAUCAUCCCCACACCAUUCCUCUUGUCAUUACCAUACGUCUUCGAGUGAAGUUCUUUCACUUUCUUCAUUGCAUUCUUCUUCAUCACUUGCACUGCUUCCAUUAACAUCUUUUUCAUCUACUCGAGCAACUCCUUUGUAUUCUUCCUCACCUKUGUUUUUUCCUCAGGUUUCUUCUACAACACCUUUGGUUUUGUCUUCGUCGGUGUUUAUGUCUACAUCAYCACCAUUACUUUCAACGACUGCACAGUUCUCACGCACUUAUCGUAAGUCAUCUACCAUGGUCUCUCCAACACCUUCACUUAUCUUCACUUCUCAAUUAUUUCAACCACCAUCAUCGUCAUUGUCAAUGACAACUACAACAUCGCCAUUACAAACAACCACUACAAAAACAUCGUCAUUAUUAGCAGCAACAACAACAAGAACAUCAACACUAUCAUCAUCAACAGUAACUACUACAAAAGCAUCAUCAUCAUUACUAAUGGUGACAACAGAAGCGACUUCAUCACCUUCACCAAUGCCGACGUCUAGAUUGACAUCRUCAUCAACAACAAGUAUCAGGCCAUCAUCAUCAUCUUUACUUGCAGCAACAUCGACAGCUUCAUCAUCACCUUCAGCUGUUUCAAAGAUAAGAAAAUCAUCAGCAACYACUACAACACCUCCACCAUUAUUCUCGACAACGUUGAUAUCAUCAUCAAAAAUGACGACGACGUCAUYAUCAAGGUCAUCCUCAUCAACGACACAACGUCCGGAAGAGACCCCGUCUUCUGUCAAAUUAACUGUUCGUCCAACGACAACAAUUCCUACAACUAYAUCUACUCCACCAUCACCUACAACUAAACCGACAUGCGCCCCUAUGUACUUCGGUGUCGACUGUCAAAUCUUCAUCGGAGAAAACAAAAUAACAUUGACACUCAGAAAGAACGGCAAAAGAUUAUCUGAGAAAUCAUUCAAGUUUAGCGUCUCAGAAGGAAUAACCAAAUAYUGUGAAAAAGAUUCAUGUAUUGAAUUAUUAAGAUCCUCUCAGAAGACCAAGAGAGAUACAGAAAACAAGGCGAAGUUCACCUCAKCUGAUAUCCUCGUUCUCAGCAGCCCAAUUGUAUUCCUAACAGAAAGUGAAGUCCUCACAAUUGAAUUUGCCMUAAUGAACCCCUUAGCUAAAGGCAAGGUUGUUMCUAGGGCAAGUCUUUGCAAGCUGGUWUCUAAAUCGAAAGAGGUCAUCCAAGAUUUCYUUAAGGGGCCGCAGAUUGUCAAAUUAAACCCUGAAUGUGAUUUGUAUGCCGUCGUUCCGACUGCAGGAGAGCAAAAAGGUGGUGGCRRCAGCAGCGGYACAACAACUUCUGUUACAAUAAGUUUGUCUGUGCUAUUUGUUAUUCUGUUAGUACUGGCAAUAAUAUACUUUGCUGUGCGUUAUAUGAGGAAUAAAGAAUUUCUCGCCAAGAAGCAGAAAACCGGAACCCGUAGUGAAUUCUCGUUUCAAAACAAUGGGUAUCUCCAGGACGACACUGCAUUUGAAAGCAYGGAACCGACGUUCAYCACUCCYGCACACGACAACAAUCGAAAURUAACCAAUAAAGUGACUGAAAAACCGAGUAUUGGUAGGCAAACUGCAUGGGAUGAUUUGCCAAACGGCAUUUCAAYGGGUAGCUUACCACAUCAAUUUGAYCAUUUGGAAGUACAUGAUUAUGAGCAACUUGAYGUAACGCCUGCGUUCCCGCCAUCACAAGAAGUGCAGGGAAGGCCAUUUAGAUACGCUCGUCUCGACCCCGAUACCAGUCUCAAUCAUGACUAUGAAGCUCUCUCGCCGAGAAGGGAUGAAUCAAGAGGUGGYAUGGRCACUAGAAGAGAAAAUGAUUAUGCUGAGGUCGGUGUGACKAGUGUUGGGAACCCUUUGUACGCGUCUGGAAACGGRUUAAURRAUCGUGAAACAAUCAGUACUGAAAAUCCCCUUUAUGGUACAGGCAUGRCAGACAAGUCGSCAGAUUAUAUCUACGAUAAUCAUGAUAUCAAAGGCAGAGGAAAUCCUCUACACGUGAAUGUCUCCCCUCUCAGAUUGAAAGAUGUCAGUCUCUACGAAAAUAAYGAGGUCACAAGUGRAGACGAUMCUUUACACGUGGAUACCACGCCCCGUAGAUUGCGAGAUGUCAGUCUCUUCGAAAAUAGAGAGAUCACAAACACAGAUGAUACAUACGUGGAUAUCUUGCCRCGCAGAUCGACUGGUAAUGCCUAUGAAAACAGWGAUMUUGGUACUCCAUCUGAUUCUAAAGAUUUUCAUGUGUAUGAUCACUUAGAAGGAUUYAACCGGCAACCGAGUGAUCACAGAGAUGCAGCUGAUUAUGACCACCUUCAAAGAGAUCAUAGAAAAAGAGCAAGAGAUCAUCAGGGAAGAAAUCAACCUGCAAAUGAGAAUCAUGUCCUGCACAUUGAUGGGCCAGAUGACAAAGAAGAGACGAUCAUUUAGAUUGGACCUGAUUCGGGUAUAUCGRGUUAUCAAGAUGCAUGCUUGUCAUCAGUUGUAUAUAAAACUAUUACAAACCUCACUCGCARUGGACUGUGAAUAUGACUAAACUUUGUAUCUAUUUCCCUUUUUUUAUUUUCAUAAUUAUUUUAUUGCGURUGACAAACGUGAGUGACAAUUUCACUUUUUUCAGUCUUGCUAUAGAGUUUUUAAAAAGGUUUUUUAUGUGGCCUCAUUCUAAAUGAGUGCCAGUUUGUGCAGGUGGACUUGAUCCGGAGGAGUAUGCAGUUUAUCCCGGCUUAUCCACACAAUUWGACCUCUGUUGCAAAUGUCUUACAAAUCUUAUGUUGCUGUGGAAGAUUUUGGGUGAACUAUAUAGACAUCUGUAUAGUGGAGGUUAGAUACAGUACACUAAUACUGGAAAAAAUCUCGUGGUCCUAACCCUGUCGUAAAGUUCCUGGAAAUACUGUGUAAAUCAAUUUACAAAGUGUUUACAAAAGUKUGUAAAUUUACUGUAAAUGUCCAAAACCCUCUUUAAAUAUCCUCAAAUUUCUUAUUUGCUCGAUAUUUUGCAUUGUAAAAACCCUGAAAAUGUCAUGGAAAUAUCCAAAUAAGUGUCCAAAACUCUGUAAAUAUCCUGUAAAUUCGUAUACACGAUGUUUAUAUACUUUGUAAAACCCUGUAAACGUCAUGGAAAUAUCUUGUAAUUGUCCAAAACUCUGUAGCACAUUUACAGGAUUCAGAGCGUGGAUUUGUUCCCAGUGAUAACGCUGUAGUGAAAAAAAAAACAAGAUAUAAAACAAUUAAUUCCAAUUCA
Molecule: messenger RNA, 6352 nt
Organism: Exaiptasia diaphana
Lineage: Eukaryota; Metazoa; Cnidaria; Anthozoa; Actiniaria; Aiptasiidae
Exons: 12
Coding region: 352-5538 (1728 amino acids)
Source: RefSeq, a predicted model, not a curated record